Molecule: messenger RNA, 19710 nt
Organism: Coregonus sp. 'balchen'
Lineage: Eukaryota; Metazoa; Chordata; Actinopteri; Salmoniformes; Salmonidae
Source: the annotation of a GenBank genome assembly
CCCUGUCGUCAUAGCACCAUAGUACGGCUCUGACACUACCGAGAGAGAGAGGGGCACAAUAAACAGAAGACAUCUAUGUCUGACAGCGAGGCAGCGAAGACCGUAAUUUAAACCGCGCGUCUUUGCUCCCCAAGUAGAAACCCUCCUCACCCCAUGAACGGUGCCGGUGACACGGGGUUUAACGUCCUCUAAAGACGGUGACAGGGCGAGGAGGGAAGCUUGCCUUCCGGGGUAUUCAGCGAAGCAGCAGCUGAAGCAGAGUUGAUUUGGUUUUGACCACUGGAGGACCCACCACUAACUAGCCGGGUAAGGUAAAACGCACAGCAUGAACCCAGCCAUGCGCUCGGCUCCUUUCGAGCUCCGUCUGUGCAUGCAUCAGCAGCUGCUGUGUCUGUCCUUUUAUAGAAAUUUUGCUCGAAAUGUCUCGAUCUAGUCUCGCGCCUCUGUCAGUCCCGUCAGUGAGUGAAAUGGAAUUGGAACAUUCGAAUGGGGAUAUUAAUUAAAUUAAACCAGGCAUCAUGAUCAUGCAAUUGGAUAUUGUGGGGGAGAGGGAGAGUGGUUGACAGUGCGUGUGUCUGUGGUGGUGGGGUUUAGACUACUGUGCUGAUGCUGUUGCGUGUGUGACGCGCCUUCCAUGGCGAGCCACAGAGCGAGACGCAUGUGUGUUUGUUGGUGUUCCUCGCCUCGCGCACAUCCGUUUUGGUUGGGGGCCGCAGAAGGUAGCCGAUGUCUCGUCUAUCAUGUUUUUAAUAGAUUUCAUAGACAGUACAGUGGACGACGUUGUGUUUACACGAACAUGGACACUACAUUCAAACGCAAAACAUUGUGAACUAGCCACCAAAUGCAAUUGUGGCAAAUCGGGUGCAACCAGUUUGUUGAGAAACAUGGCAUUUGUAGGCCAAAUCAGUUUUUAUUAUAGGUCUAUUAUUAUUGUUAAUAAUAAUAAGUAUUAUUAUUGUUAUAAUUAUUGUAAUUGCAUUAUUAGGCGACUAUGGCAGCCAAUGUCAUAGCCUAGACCUAGUAGCCUAAUUGCUGUGAUCUUGUGCCAUGUUGGACAGAUCAACACACACAGAUAGAGAGAGAGAGAGAUUUCCUGACCUGGCCAUGUCACAAAUGUCUGAUGUCUGUUUACUUCAGCAGGCUGGUUGGGUUAGCUGGAUAACCAUUACCGGAGCCAUCCUGUGUGUGUGUGUGUGUGCGAGAGAGAUGCUCUCUCCUUGAUGUUGCAUAACGACUGUCUGUGGCACUGCUGUCAAAAUAAGAUGGCAUGGUUUCCUGCCAUAAUGCCAUAUCAUCUUCAGACUAGACUAUACGUCUAGUCUACCUAUAUGCCGGAAUCAUGUUAUAGCCUUAUUAGCAGAUAAUGUAUAGGGGCAAUUCCAUGGUAACGGAAUUAAAAUGUAUGAGAAACCAAAACCAUUGAUUUCAAAGUAGAACAAACCAUACAACUCUAUGCACAAGGACUACUUUUAACAAUUUCCACUGAAACAUAUACAAAAACGAAUUUAGUGGAAGAACUGUGCAGAUGCAAACUUUGGUAACGGAAUUACGGUAAAAUCUCCCUCAGGUUUCUAUGCGACCACAUCUUCCAAAGACUCUGUUAAAUAUCUGCUCUGAAUUAAGAUGAAAAGAUGUCUGCAGAAAGAAUAGGGUGUCAGCUAUGACAUGGCACCUUGGGUUUGAAAAAAUCUAUUUUGGUUACUGAACUGCAGUAAGUGAAGUGGCUUUACACCCGGUAACGGAAUUACAUCUUGGGUCCCUGAUCUGUACUAUACAGAAAUGCAUAAUUAUGGAUAUGAAUGUAAUUCUCCUCAUGUUUCACAAGUUUGGACAUCACAAUACAGCACAGCAGAGUAGGAUAGAGUAGAGUUCAGUACGGUGCAGUAGAAGAGUACAUUAUAGUAUAGUAGAGUAUAGCAGUACAGUAAAUUACAGUACAAUAUACUGUACUCUACUAUACUAUGCUACAUUGUCUUACUUUAUUGUACUGUACUGUACCACUGUAUUGGAUUGUAUUGUACUGUACUGUACUGUGCUAUCCAAACUUGUGAAACAUAUGUCUAUGAUAGGUUCAGAUUUGGUCCGGUUUGUCUGUGGACGUUAACAUCAAGGCCAGGGUUGACUGACCAAAUUUAAACUACUUUUCAACAUCCGGUGUCGGUCGGUGCUCAGUGGGCGAGGAUGCUGGUUACAGUAAAUGGAAAGAGAGGAGGCUCAUGGGUAGGUGGCAGUAAGAGCUGGGAGAGGUGACAUUAACGGGAGAGUGAGAGAGAAAGGCAGAGAGAGAGAGGGAGAGGUUGUCCAGACUCAGACUGUUUUGGUUUAACCACCAGAUGACAGAAACAGAAAGAAAACAGUUAUCAGCUGAACAUAACAGUAUGCCAGUGGAAGGGAGGGCAGUAGCAGGUGACCAAACUGUGGUUUGUGACUAUUAUGAUUUCCCAUUGUAGCCAAUUCAGCUGCAGUAAUUCCGUUACUGAUUUUUGGUAAUUCCGUUACAAAUUUUGUAACAGAAAUAUGAGUUUUAAUCACUUAAUAAUUCAUAAACUAAAUGUAUAUCAGUAAAAUCACUAUAACUAAUUGGUAGGUCUACCAUUACUUGUUACUUCUGUGAACUUUGAUUAUCCUCCCUCCACAUAAAGAUAUGUGGGUUUUUGGUAACAUAAUUACAAGGCAAUAUUUCUUAUACUUACAGAAGGUUAACAAUUUCUCCAAAAAGAAAUGUGUGUUGAUAUUAGUUGGCAGGGGUCUUUACAUCAACAUUAUUGUGUUUUGAUGUAUUUCUGAUACCUUCUAAGACUUUUGCUGGUAGAUGUUUCCUAAGACCCCUUUUCUAUCUGUUUUUAUCCAGAAAUCAAAGACUUCACUUAUGCCACAUUCUUAAGAUGGAAAAUGGUUGGAAAAUGUAUCUGCCUUCAUUUCCCAAAAAUAUAGACUUAGCUUUCAUUUGACACCCAAGUUGUUAUGCUCCUAUGAACUUCACAUGUUGGUGCUCAUGGAUCCUUUUCGAUGGAAAUGCCCAUAAGCUACUCCAUAGAGAAAGACAGACGGACGGACGGGUAGAUAGCUCUAUAAUUUGAUUAAAAGCGCGAGGGGGCGCGCGUACAGAGAGAGAGGGAGAGGGAUGAACUUAAGUUAAGUAUUUUUGUUUACCUCGACCACAAUCUGUCACCUAUCCCCUCCUUGAGGUAUCCCGCUACAUUAUACCCGCGCUCCACAACUGUCCAUUUAUUGCCCCUAGAAUCGCUAAAAAACGCACCCCAGAAAAUAUCACGGACUCACGUGAACACUUAAAAUAUCACAAUAUUAGUAAGCGUUGUUGGCUGUGGUAUAGACUAUUCAACUUUACUGGGCGUAAAAUGUUAACUAACCUUGAAUAGACUUUACAUUGUUUAAUCACUUAUAAGCCUACAGUUUCAUUAUGGAAAUGAUGUCAUCAAAAGAUGACAUCAUCCAUUGGGCUAAAACUGAACUAAUUUAUAGUGGCGCAGCGGUCUAAGGCACUGCAUCUCAGUGCUUGAGGCGUCACUACAGCCCCCCUGGUUCGAUUCCAGGCUGUAUCACAACCGGCCGUGAUUGGGAGUCCCAUAGGGCGGCGCACAAUUGGCACAGCGUCGUUCGGGUUUGGCCGGUGUAGGCCGUCAUUGUAAAUAAGAAUUUGUUCUUAACUGACUUGCCUAGAUAGUUAAAUAAAGGUAAAAAUAAAAAUAAAUAGCCCCCAGGGUCAACAGUUGUUGUUGUUAGUUUGUUUUGGGAAGCAUGUUUAUUUGUAGAACAUCACACUUGUGAUGUUCCCCCAUCCCCCACAGACCCAAAUCUAUCUUCAAUCAUUCAACUACAUGUUGAUACAAUCUAGAUAAGCCCACUCUGUCAUUUGCUGCUGCAACCACUGUACUCCCUGGAGAGGUGGUUGGGCCUAAUGGUAUUUUCCUCCUGAUUGCGCACCACCCAGGACCCAGCCUGUCCAUAUCUAGUAGGCUAGUAUUUGUUGUGAUGAGUAGGCAAGCUCAUAUUCAGAUUCUAUUUUAUUCUAUUCUAAUCUACUCUGAUCCAUCUGAUCCCAUAACCAGUUUUAUCUUCAACGAAAUAGGCCUAUAUUGGAUAGCCAAUAGAGUCUUUGUACAGUAUAAUGCAUGGUUGCCUGCCUCCAAUACCCGGCGUGUGUGUGUGUGUAAAGAGUCUGGUGGGUGAAACAUUAGCCGUGCAAAUCACGAAAUGGAAAAUUCCAGUGAUUCCUGUGCCGCUCAUCUUCCAUGUCACCCAGAGUGACAGAUCAGGGCGUGUUCGUCACUAAAAGGCAAAGAUGACUGUGUGUUUGUGUGUGCGUGAGCGAGUGUGCCCAUCGUGGAGUUCCGAUUUUUGUGGCCCCCAUCCCCAUCAAAGUUGCCCAUCCCUGACAUAGAUCAACAUCAGCAUGGUCAUUCAUUACAAAUGAACAAAGCUGAAAUAAGCCUAGAUCUACAUUACAGUACAGAGUAGUAUAGAAGUACUAGGCCUCUGUCUCCCUCUAUAAUGCCAAUAUAGUAGCUCUAUUGCCUAACUUGUACAUUACAGUAUAGGAUACUAGUAGGCCACAGUGUCUCUCUAUAGUAGGCCUAUAUGGGCCUAUCCACGAUUUCUCAAAAGCAAGACAGUGGGACGACUAGACCAAUGAUGUCACCAGUGCCAUUGCUGCUAGUGGCACUUGAUCUCUCGUGUGUGUGUGUGUGUGUGUGUGUUGGGCGGAUGGAAUUGGAAUGUAUUCGGUCCCUAAGGGAUAUAUACUAUGACAGUGUGUGUGUGUGGAGUUGAAUUAAGAUCACAUGAAGGGAGACAUACAGGAAAAGCUCUAAGAACACAUAUAAUGGAGGGGAAACAUAAUGGAGCAGAAAGAGAUGGAUAGAGAUAAAGGAGAGAUCGGGGAAGGAAAGAGAAAGACUGAGGAGUGUGGGUAUAGAAGAGGAGUGUGGGUAUAGAAUGGAGAGAGGAUUCAUUGGUUGAACCGGGAGUCCGACAUUACAUUAGCAGAAAGAGCGAUGGACGGAGAGAAAAAUAAAAAGAGAGUAAGGAAGAGAGAGUGCCAGAGGGGGAUGACGAGAGAGGGUGAGAGAGAAAAAGGGAGGAAGAGAAGAGGAGGAGGAGGUAAAGAGAUGGACAGAGGAUGCAGUAGGUGGUGUGGGCCCAGCGUUUCCACAGCAACCAAGCCAGAGUUCACACAAGAGAGAGCGAUGGAGAGGGAGAGAGAGAGCGAGAGAAAGGGAGUGAGAGAGAAGAGCGCGUACACAUAACGUAUAUAUGACGGCGGUGUAAACCCCCACACUGAAACAUAUCCCCCUGUGAACUUCAUACACAGAUUCCAGGAGCUAAUUCUAGAACGGACACCCCUCUCAUCCCCCUCUCCCCCUUCUCUCCCCCUUCUCUCCCCCCUCCUCCUCCUCCUCACCCCUCCCUCCCCCACUUCCGCCCCUCAGCUGUCCUUUCAGAUAUUAAUAACUCAAUUGAGACACCCAGGUUGUAUCCCAAAUAGCACCCUAUUCCCCUACUUUUCACUGGAGUCCUAUUGGGUUCUGGUGGAACAUAGUGUACUAAAUAGUAGGGCUGGGAAUUGCCAGGGACCUCACGAUACGAUAUUAUCACGAUACUUAGGUGCCAUUACGAUAUUUAUUGAGAUUCUCACGAUUCUAUAUGUAUUGCAAUUCAAUACUGUGUUUUUAUUGCGAUUCAAUGUUCCAAACAUAUUGCUCACCAUGUCUGCUGCAGAGGGACAAGAGAGAGCCAUGAGAAAACGAGUUGUCAGUCAUGGAAAUAAAAGUGCUGAAAACAAAUGGCCUCCCUAUAUAAAAAAAGAUGGAGAACAAGCUAUGAAGGAAAAGUUAUGGUGCAGGUACAAAAAUAAUAUUGCGAUAUUGUCCAAAUUAUACGAUAUAUAUCGUCAAAGAUAAUAUCCCGAUAUGUAACUGCAGACUAGCCAACCUGCAUCCUCUCGUCUUUCUUUGGCACUCCCUAGUAUCUACCCAGACUGUCUCUCCAGACACACAUGCAUUCUCAAACACACACACACACAGUCUUACACACACAUAAAUAAAACACACACUCUCUCUCUCACUCCUUCACCCCCCCCCCCCCCCCCCCCCCCCAAGCUUAAGUCAGUCCUCACUUAGCUCAUCCUACAUUUGAGAAGCGUAUAAGGUGUCCAGUCUACUGACUAGACAUCAUUAGUGUACUGUAGCCUAACCAGUGACCACACACACUCUAGGGUUAGACACGGUUCAUCUAAUAUCUGGAUAUCAGAACGGACAUUGGCAUUCGAUUACUUGAGUCAGUGAUCAUUUUUAUAGAAAAACAAUUGUAGGUCUAUUUUGACAAUGAAAAAGCGUUGUUAUAAAUUAAAUUAUCCUUGUGAUAUUGUUACCUACAAGGAUAUACCAUGACAUUUAAAAUACCAUGACAUUUAAAAUAUAUCACUAUUGCUUUUAGUAAAAACUACUGAUUGGUCAAGAGUCAAGAUCUUUAUCUGGAUAUCCCAAUAUUAAUGUAAAAUGCCCAUCCCUAACGCACGCACACACACACACACACACACACAGUGACCACACACAGACACAGUGACCACACACUAAGGCCUGUAUUGUUUGCUGUGUGUGGUCUCAUUCUAAUGUCAAUAUCUUGAGAUGGUUAUGUGGGUAACGAUGAAUUCCCUCAACGUGGUUCUCCUAUGGCCUACUACAGUAUUAUACACUGAGUAUACAAAACAUUAAGAACACUUGCUCUUUCCAUGACAUACUGACCAGGUGAAAGCUAUGGUGCCUUAUUGAUGUCACUUGUUAAAUCCAAUUCAAUCAGUGUAUAUGAAGGAGAGGAGACAGGUUAAGGAAGGAUUUUUAAGCCUUCAGACAAUUGAGACAUGGAUUGUGUAUGUGUGCCAUUCAGAUGGUGAAUGGGCAAGACAAAAUAUUUAAGUGCCUUUGAAUGGGGUAUGGUAGUAGGUGCCAGGAGCACUGGUUUGUGUCAAGAACUGCAACGGUGCUGGGUUUUCAUGCUCAACUGUAGUUUCCCGUAUGUAUCAAGAAUGGUCCACCACCCAAAGGACAUCCAGCCAACUUGACACAACGCUGGGAAGCAUUGGAGUCAACAUGGGCCAGCAUCCCUGUGGGGAACGCUUUCGAAACCUUGCAGAGUCUAUGCCCCGACAAAUUGAGGCUGUUCUGAGGGCAAAAAUGGGUGCAACUCAAUAUUUGGAAGGUGUUCCUAAUGUUUGGUAUACUCAGUGUAGAUACUGUAUUGUAUAUAUUGAGGUAGUUGAGUUUCCUUCAAGACAACAUGGGCUAUGUCCCAAUUAUCUCUCCUUCCUCCCAAAAUGUGCAGUUGUUCCACUUACCUUCCUAUUUGAAAUAUAUCUACUGAAGUACACCCAGAUUUACACACUCAAACCAAGCAGGGAUUCUAGGGAUGAGGAAGACAACAGUGAAUGCAGCUUACGUAAAUUCUGCAGUGGCUCCAGGUCCUUUCGUGCACUAAUAAUAGCCAAUAAUCCACAAGGGAAUAUCAGUUUUCAUCCACUGAGAUCGAUGCAAGAUCAAUGGAUACACGCAUCACUUAAACAUUUAUACAACACACAAUAAUCAUAGCAUCAGUACAUGUUCUCGCAUUCCACACUAGAUACUCAUGUAAUGAUUAUACUUCCGAAAAGUCUUCUCGUAAAUCAUAAAGUCCCAGCUCUGUUUGUUGCGGCUUGGCGGGAGCCAUUUGGGGUGCCCCUUGAAAUGGAUGAUUUCCAAUGUCCCGCUGUUUAGUGGCAAUAGGGGUGUAGUCUUUCCUGAACGUGGUGGGGAAGGGGGCAGAGAGUGGGUCCUUUCCUGUCUUUUCAUCUCUGCCAUUGGCAGGCAGAUGCAGACAGGUAGUUUGAUCAACUGCAUUGGCUUUUGGAUUGUAACCAGUGAUAUGGUCAGAUUACAUGAAAAUAGAGCUUUUUGGCCAUGCACACCAGUGGUGGGUUUGGCGUUGGAAAACAAAAGCAUAAGCCGGAAAGUACCUCAUACCUACCGUAAAAUAUAGUGGUGGAUCUUUGAUGUUAUGGGGUUAAUUUGUUUCCACUGAUCCUGGGGCCCUUGUUAAAGUACCUGGACAUUUUAGAGAAAAAACAAAUCCGGUUGCCUCUGCUAGGAGGCUAACACUUGGCCGCAAGUGGAUCUUCCAGCAAGACAAUAACCCCAAGCACUAAUCAAAAUUCAUAAAGAAAUGGUUAAUCGAUCACAAAAAUCUACAUUUUGCAAUGGCCAUUUCAGUCUCCAGACUUGAACCCCAUUGAAAACCUGUGGUUUGGAAAGAUUCUGUAUGGAGGAAUGGUCUAAGAUCCCUCCCAACGUGUUCUCCAACCUCAUAAAAUCUUAGAAAAAGUAUUUAAAGGAAGGGUGGCAAUAAUUUUGACCGCUAUUUUUAAAUGUUUUACUUAGUUAAACUAAAUCUAUUUCUCUGAGCAAUUGUAUUAGUAAAAAAGUAUAUCAUUUCCCAAUGUUUUGAGAGUACAAUAUAGCUCAGUAUUUGUAUUAUUUAUUUUAUACAGUCUUAUUUGCUCGUCUUUAUCAAGGGUGCCAAUAAUGUUGGACCUGACUGUAUGUGAUGAUGCCAUAUAAGCGUACAGUUGGCCUACAUGAGGAGAGGAUGCAGUGUGUGUGUCUGUGACUGUUUGUGUGUGGUGCGUGCGUGCGUGCGUGUGUGCAUUCGUGUGUGUGUGUGUGUGUGAGGUGAUCGGGAGAGAGGUGACACCACCAAAAAUAGAACAAAAUACAGCGAAGCAGGAAGAGAACUGAAAUAGCACACAGCUGCAGUGAAAGUCAUGCACCCCUAUUCCCGACUGUGACUCCCAAACUAAUCCUGUUGCUAUGGCAACCACACAUCGCAAAACAAAAACAACAACUUACAACCUCUGAGGUUUGUGUGUGUGUGAGUGCAUGUUUGCGCUUGCAUGGCUGUGUGUGUGUGUGUGUGUGUGUGUGUGUGUGUGUGUGUGUUUUAGAGAUCCUCACAGUCGUAUCAGCACAGUUGGUUUGAUUAAUUUGACUCCUACGACUAUAGGGUCCUUUGUGGUGUAGAGUUUCCUUCAAUAUUUAAUAUUGCUUAAGUUCUUUCCUUUCCUUCGCCUCUUGUCCUCUUUCUCUAAAACCGACCUCACGCUGUUGCUUAGUAAAUACCUGCUUAGUAAAUACUAUCAAGCCCCACUGUUUUUUUUCUCCAAGCUCUCCCUCUUUCCAACACGCAACUCCAUUUCUUUCUUCCUCCAUAUAGAUCUGCUUGUAUUUAUAUCCCCUUCUCUCUCUCUCUCCUUUGUGUCAUCUGUUCUCUGUCACUCUCUUUCUCCUAAUCACGUUUCCUCUCUCUCUCUCUCCCCCUCCCUCUGCUCCUCUCUCCUACAGAUCUGAGGAACCAGACAGAACAGAGACCACACACCUCCGACUACCUGACAUCAGAACCGAGAAGUAAACAAACAACAACAACAGCGCCAUGCAUACCUCCACCGUCUUCCUCCUCCCCUUCUUCCUCCUCUCUCUCCUCGCCUCUUCCUCUUCCCAGAGCGACUCUCCGGAACUCAUCGUCACCAUGCUGGCAGGACGCGUCCGCGGCGUCCGACUACCGACGCCGGACCGGAGUCACGUGACCGCUUUCCUCGGAAUCCCAUUUGCGGAGCCCCCACUGGGCAAGAAGCGCUUCCGAAAGGCGGAGCCCAAGAAGCCGUGGUCGGACUUGUUAGAAGCUAGCUCCUACCCAAAUGCCUGCUACCAGUUCGUUGACACCUCUUUCCCCGGGUUCCAGGGAAGCGAGAUGUGGAACCCCAACAGGUUGACAUUUAUUUUACGUUGACAUUUUCCAGGUUUCCGAGAUGCGAAACUCUAAGAAGUCUACUAUUGUUUUAGAUAUCCUUUGUUUGGGUUCCAAAUUGCGCUCUAUUCCAGAGGGGUAUACUACAAAUCAGGUUUGAGGAGUUAGCGAGGUAACUUUAGUCAACUCUGAGUUUAAUUUAGGAUAACCGGUACCACGAAAGUGACUCACCUUUUAGCAAGGUCAUUUUCUAUGGCAACGAAUCCUUCAGCACUAACCUGCCUCUGGGGCAGGCUAACUCAGAGCUAACUCCAUUUAUCCUGAAUGAAGUAACUGAGCCAUGAAUUGAUCAGAUUAGCUCCCUCUCGCAAAGAUUGCGUCAUCAUCCCCUUCAUUUGAAGAAGAUGACUGAUUAAAUAUUUGAUUAAUGAAAUAUUUUUUGUGUGUUAAAAAAUGGUCAUGUAUCACAUGACACAUUUAGUAAUGACAGAAUGCAUUUUAAACUUCACGCAUGACUUAAUACAAUAAUAUUAUCAUAGGUGGGGAAAAAAGAUCCUUGAUAAGCACACCAAAGACGGCAUUAACGAUAGGUAAUAAAAUAUAAAAGUCUAUUUCACACUGCUUAGCCUGCUGAAUUUGCAAGAUAACGUUUCCUUCAUUUUGAUUUUGGCACAAAUGAAAAUGUGGCACUGACGCGCCCAUGGAUUGACGUUUCAGCAUUGUCUCAAUGAAGAGUUCGGCGUUCGAUUAGCCAUGUGCGACAUGAACGCGCAGUUACAAGCCUUGCUCGAGCAGGCUCAAGGAAGCAGUGGGUGCACGAUCAAUAUCCACCUUCGUAGUACAGAUAUAGCCUGAGCUGUAAUGUGAAGCUGCUAACUGAAGCUGGCUAGCUGGCUAGCUUCAUAAAAGCCUGAGUAGAUCUACCUUGCUUCGUAGUGUCCCCCUCAGGGCUCAUUAGACUCUGGUCAAAAAUAGUGCACUAUGUAGGGAAUAGGGUGCCAUUUUUUUUUGUUUUAAUUAUUAAUCUGUUUUAUUGCUUCUUGUUUGCUUUUACUUCAUUUCAUUAUUUUACUUUAAAGUGUGUUUGCGAUUUUAAAUGCACUUUAAAUAAAGUUUGAUUUGAAAUAAAGUUUCAUUAUACCAGAUGGUAGCUAGAUGUUUACUAAAUAAAGUUUGAUUUGAUUUCAACAGGGAGAUGAGCGAGGACUGCCUCUACCUCAAUGUCUGGGUCCCCGCCUCCCCCAGACCUCACAACCUCACCGUGAUGGUAUGGAUCUACGGAGGGGGGUUCUACAGGUAGGUAGUCCAGUGGGCUAAGGAGAUUGACCUGUAGCCAGAAGGUCGCCGGUUCGAAUCGCAGGAAGGGCACUGGAAGAAAGGGGGGAAUUGAUCUGACAAGUGGAAGGCUGCUUGGUUUACAUCUUAACAAUAAUCCCCUAACUACUAUUGUGUCCAGGGGUGUUGCACUGUGGCUAGGACCCUGUGCUUCUUUCAAGUUUGUGUGUAUGCAUGCAAGUGCUGUUUUGGGAGGUUGAGAAUUGAGCAGGAGACACAUUUUCAUUGUUCGCUGUAUCAUAUGGACAAUAAAGUUGUGUUGUAUUCUAUUCUACAGCGGCUCCUCGUCCCUGGAUGUGUACGACGGGCGCUACCUGGCUCACUCGGAGAGGGUGGUGGUGGUCUCCAUGAACUACCGUAUCGGCGCCUUUGGGUUCCUGGCUCUCCACGGCUCCUCGGAGGCCCCUGGGAACGUGGGGCUCCUAGACCAACGCAUGGCCCUCCAGUGGGUCCAGGAUAACAUACACUUCUUUGGGGGAAACCCCAAACAGGUAAUGAUAAUUAUUUUUUAAAUUUGUAGUCAUUUAGCAGACGCUCUUAUCCAGAGCGACUUACAGUUUUUAGUGAGUGCAUACAUAAUUGUUUUUUUUUUCAUACCCCCCGUGGGAAACGAACCCACAACCCUGGCGUUGCAAACACCAUGCUCUACCAACUGAGCUACAUCCCGGCCAUUCCCUCCCCUACCCUGGACGACGCUGGGCCAAUUGUGCACCGCCCCAUGGGUCUCCCGGUCACGGCCGGCUACGACAGAGCCUGGAUUCGAACCAGGAUCUCUAGUGGCACAGCUAGCACUGCGAUGCAGUGCCUUAGACCACUGCGCCACUCGGGAGAUAAUAAAGCAAGUUUGUGCACUCUAUAAAUUCAAUAUUAUUGUUAUUAACUACUACUAUCACUACUCCUAGGUGACCAUCUUUGGGGAGAGUGCCGGAGCAGUCUCUGUUGGGAUGCACCUCCUGUCUCCCGACAGUCGUCCCACCUUCACCCGAGCCAUCCUCCAGAGUGGAGCCCCAAACUGCCCCUGGGCCACUGUUACGCCAGCUGAAGCCCACCGGAGGGCCGUCAUGUUGGGGAAGCUCGUCGGCUGCCCCUCUGGGGGUAACGAUACGGAGAUGGUGGACUGUCUUCGCAACAAGCCCCCGCAGGAGCUCAUUGACCAGGAGUGGCAGGUACAUUAAUUCAUUACAUUUAUGUUUACGUUUAAGUUUUACAUUUGUUAAAUUUUCUACUUACGUUUGAAAAAAAAUUACGUUAAAAUGUGCAUUUACAUUGUUACUUUUUAAGUUUACAUUUAUGUUUUACGUUCACAUUUAACGUAUGCAUUUACAUGUAAUGUAAGGAAUGUGUUUUAAAUUAUUUACCAGGUUAAAUGAAGGCGAAAUAAAUACAUUUUGUUUUGUCUUCUCAGGUCAUGCCGUGGUCUGCCAUCUUCCGUUUCUCCUUUGUGCCCGUCAUCGAUGGCGUGGUCCUUCCAGACAACCCCGAGGCCAUGCUCAGCUCAGGCAACUUCAAGGACACCCAAAUCCUGCUGGGGGUCAACCAGGAUGAGGGGUCCUUCUUCCUCCUUUAUGGAGCCCCCGGCUUCAGCAAGGUGGGGGGGGGUGAAAUGUGCGGAGAGGGGCGGCUGCAUGUGUGCGUUUGUGCAUGUGUGCCUGUGUGUGUUUCUCUGUGUGUGCAUGUGUAGUGUGGGUGUGUGUUUGUACAUUCAUGCCUGUGUGUGUGUUCCACUGACACUGAUACAAUUUCACACAAACCUUCCAUUGACUCGCCAUAGGACAAUGAGUCACUGAUCUCACGCGAGGACUUCCUGGAAAGCGUGAAGCUGAGUGUUCCGCAUGCCAACGAGAUCGGCCAGGAGGCCGUGGUGCUGCAGGUAAGUAGCCCAGCCAGUUAAGGAGGUGGACCUGUAGCCGAAAGGUGGCCAGUUCGAAUCCCGGUUGGGCCGGGUGCUGGGGAAAAAAAGGGGAAUUGAUCUGGCAAGCUAGAAAACAGAUUCUAGUUGUUCGCUGUAACAUAUGGACUAAUAAAGUUGUAUCAAUCAGGGCAACCAGAGCACACUCCACUUGCCUGACUGUUCAGUUUACUUGCCCUCGCAAGGGCAACCGGGUAACCGCAAAUGUCUUACCAUGUAUUGUGUUGCAGUACUUUGUGACAACCGUGGAGGUACAAAUUAUUGUAUAAAAUAAAUAUGAUUGAUUGACUGACUAAUUCAGUUGUAUUGUGUUGCAGUAUACUGACUGGUUCGAUGAGAACAAUGGGGCAAAGAACCGUGAUGCCCUGGAUGAUGUGGUCGGAGACCAUAAUGUCAUCUGCCCCCUGCAGCACUUUGCCAGGAGCUAUGCCCAGUUUCACUCUAACCAGGGUGCCAACAAUGGCCAACAAGCAGGCAACGCUGGGGCCACGAAGGAUGGGAACUCACAAGGUAAGGAUGGUUCAUGAAUGUUUUUCAAAGAUGUUAUUUCAUGUCAUACAAUGGUUGGUUCUUAAGGCCCUUUGCUCCACUAGGUGCUAAAAGGAAUAACUAAAGUUUUAAGUAGUUCAAACAAAAAGUCUAACUCAAAAGUCCUGUGUCAAUAUUCCAUGUCAAUGUCUCUCCUAUCCUACUGUUGUUCCCAGGUGGAGUGUACCUGUUUGAGAUAUAUACAACACAGUGGCUGAUGUCAUAGACAUGCAUAGCUCUAGAAUGUGCUCAAAAUGGCAGCCAUCCUGGUUAGGGAUACAUGUUCUAUUUCAUUCAAUGCUCUAUUUCAAACUCUCUAGGUGGAGUGUACCUGUACCUGUUUGACCACCGUGCGUCUAACCUGGCGUGGCCUGAGUGGAUGGGCGUUAUCCAUGGUUACGAGAUAGAGUUUGUGUUCGGCAUGCCGCUGGAGAAGAGACUGAACUACACAGCCGAGGAGGAGAAACUGAGCCGACGCAUGAUGAGAUACUGGGCCAACUUUGCACGCACCGGGUAAGACAGAGGGGGGGAGUGAGAGGGAGAUAAAGUGGUAAAAGGGUAUGGGUGGGUCUGUGUGUGUUGUCUAUCGAAGCACACUGAAAGCUGUCCAACCCUAAUCAAAUCUAUUAUCUCUCUUUCUGUCUCCCACUCUCUCUCACCUCUCUCUCCAGUAACCCCAAUAUCAACUUUGAUGGCAGUGUGGAUAGCAGGCGGAAGUGGCCCCAGUUCACCAACAGUGAACAGAAACACGUGGGUCUGAACACGGAAUCCCUGAAGAUCCACAAGGGCCUGCGGAAUCAGCUGUGUGCAUUUUGGAACCGCUUCCUGCCACGCCUCCUCAACAUCACCGGUAAUAGGGUUACACACACACACACACACACACUACGAUGACACUAUCUGGACCUCUAACAGUACAUUAAGGACAUCAAAGCAAUGCACAUGACAGUACAAACAUACUGUCAACACCAUUUCCUCAUAUUCUUCCCUCAGCUUAGAUUGUACAACCAUAUAUGGUUAUUGUAAUCACAAUUAUUUGUAAGGGAGAUUAAUUAUUAAACUCAUUAUUUGGCUGCAAGUAUAUAUUCAAAUGAUUUAUACAGAGGGUUAAUGGCUAGAAAUAUUCAGAGAUAGCUACCUGCGGCUUAGUCUUUUACAGGGAAAAGGGCUCAAUCAACCGACAGAACUAUAAAAAUAACUGGGGAGAGGGAGAGAGUGAGAUGGUGUGGUUUGUUUGGUUUUGCAAUGGAAAGUUGUGCAUGGUCAGUAAAGCAUAUAGCACACUCUACAGUAGCUACAACACUUCCUUACUAAACUGACCCAGGGUCAGAUUGGAUCAAGAAGGAUAGGACUGUGAUGUCAUAGAUUUUAAGGUUAGUUCCAGGAAUCUAUGGCCUGCAUUCUUGGGAGCCAGAGGUUGCCGUCCCAAAUGGCACCCUAUUCCUUAUGUAGUGCAGUACUUUUGACCAUAGCCCAUGGGCCCAUAGCCAUGGGGCUGUAAUAGCAGUGUUAUCUGAGAGCUUCUGUCAAAUUAUUGUGCACAUUUAGUUGAUUUACGUGUUUGUUUUUUUUGGGGUGUGUUUGAUAACUCAUUACAUUUUUAUCGAAUAUACAGUAUCUAGUUGCCUUGACCAACAGAGUGGCAGAAUUGAUGGCAGAUCGAUUUGUUUAGUUUGCUAAACUAGCUAGCUAGCUAGUUAGUUAGCUAUAGCUAACUGUCUACCGCAUUCAAAAGAUGCUUUCAAGUUUCAUUUAUUUACCACAUGCACACAUGAAACAUUAAAACAUUACAGCUAGAUUAUUUCAAAUAAAAAACUUAAAUAUCACAUUUACAUAAGUAUUCAGACCCUUUACUCAGUACUUUGUUGAAGCACUUUUGGCAGCAAUUACAGCCUCGAGUCUUCUUGGGUAUGACCCUACAAGCUUGGCACACCUGUAUUUGGGGAGUUUCUCCCAUUCUUCUCUGAAGAUCCUAUCAAGCUCUGUCAGGUUGGAUGGGGACCGUCGCUGCACAGCUAUUUUCAGGUCUCUCCACAGAUGUUCGAUCGGGUUCAAGUCCGGGCUCUGGCUGGGCCAAUCAAGGACAUUCAGAGACUUGUCCCGAAGCCACUCCUGUGUUGUCUUGGCUGUGUGUUUAGGGUCAUUGUCCUGUUGGAAGGUGAACCUUCGCCCCAGUCUGAGGUCCUGAGCACUCUGGAGCAAGUUUUCAUCAAGGAUCUCUCUGUACUUUGCUCCAUUCAUCUUUCCCACGAUCCUAAUUAGUCUCCCAGUCCCUGCCGCGGAAAAACAUCCCCAGCAUGAUGCUGCCACCACCAUGCUUCACCGUAGGGAUGGUGCCAGGUUUCCUCCAGAUGUGACACUUGGCAUUCAGGCCAAAGACUUCAAUCUUAGUUUCAUCAGACUAGAGAAUCUUGUUUCUCAUGGUCUGAGAGUCCUUUAGGUGCCUUUUGGCAAACUCCAAGCAGGUUGUCAUGUGCCUUUUACUGAGGAGUGGCUUCCGUCUGGCCACUCUACCAUAAAGGACUGAUUGGUGGAGUGCAGCAAAGAUGGUUGUCCUUCUGGAAGGUUCUCCCAUCUCCACAGAGGAACUCUGGAGCUCUGUCAGAGUGACCAUCGGGUUCUUGAUCACCUCCUUGACCAAGGCCCUUCUCCCCCGAUUGCUCAGUUUGGCCGGGCGGCCAGCUCUAGGAACAGUCUUGGUAGAUCCAAGCUUCUUCCAUUUAAGAAUGAUGGAGGCCUCUGUGUUCUUGGGGACCUUCAAUGCUGCAGAAAUGUUUUGGUACCCUUCACCAGAUCUGUGCCUCUACACAAUCCUGUUUCGGAGCUCUACGGACAAAUCCUUCGACGUCAUGGCUUGGUUUUUGCUCUGACAUGCACUGUCAACUGUGGGACCUUAUAUAGACAGGUGUGUGCUUCAAGGUGGGAACCACACAUGCGGAGAUCAUCCAAUCACCUACUCUGCGUCUCACAAAGACACGGCGGUUGGAACCAAAAAUCUCAAUUUUGGACUCAUCAGACCAAAGGACAGAUUUCCACCCGUCUAAUGUCCAUUGCUCGUGUUUCUUGGCUCAAGCAAGUCUCUUCUUAUUAUUGGUGUCCUUUAGUAGUGGUUUCUUUGCAGCAAUUUGACCAUGAAGGCCUGAUUCAUGCAGUCUCCUCUGAACAGUUGAUAUUGAGAUGUGUCUGUUACUUGAACUCUGUGAAGCAUUUAUUUGGGCUGCAAUUUCUGAGGCUGGUAACUCUAAUGAACUUAUCCUCCGCAGCAGAGAUAACUGGGUCUUCCUUUCCUGUGGCGGUCCUCAUGAGAGCCAGUUUCAUCAUAGCGCUUGAUGAUUUUUGCGACUGCACUUGAAGUUUCAAAGUUCUUGAAAUGUUCCGUAUUGACUGACCUUCAUGUCUUAAAGUAAUGAUGGAUUGUCGUUUCUCUUUGCGUAUUUGAGCUGUUCUUGCCAUAAUAUGGACUUGGUCUUUUACCAAAUAGGGCUAUCUUCUGUAUACCACCCCUACCUUUUCACAACACAUCUGAUUUGGCUCAAACGCAUUAAGGAAAGACAUUUCACAAAUUAACUUUUAACAAGGCACACCUGUUAAUUGAAAUGCAUUCCAGGUGACUACCUCAUGAAGCUGGUUGAGAGAAUGCCAAGUGUGCAAAGCUGUCAUCAAGGCAAAGGGUGGCUAUUUGAAAAAUUUCAAAUAUAAAAUAUGUUUUGAUUUGUUUAACACUUUUUUGGUUACUACAUGAUUCCAUAUGUGUUAUUUCAUAGUUUGUAUGUACAGCAGUCACGAUAACAGAUGAAAACUCUCUUAGGAGGUUGAAGGGUUGGCAUUUGACCAUCAGGUAUUCCAAGAUGGGUGAACAAUAGGUAGAGACUUCCACUGCGCUAGAGUCUGCACACCAUCUGUUGUUGAUGAAGAGACAUGCCCCUCCCCCUCUGGAUUUCCCUGAAUCAAUGACCUGUCUGCUCGAAGAAUGGAGAAUCCAUCGAGUUGGAUAGCCAUGGGGGUAUCUUGUCCGAAAGCCAUGUUUCAGAAAAACAGAGAAUAUUGCAGGAAUGAGAGUCCCGUUGAUAGCAAAUCCACGAUCUGAGGUAAUCUUAUUCUUAAGUGAAUAAGCCAAUAGAAUGGACGGAAGAUGUGGCCAGUUUUCCCUUUGCCUUAGUCUCAACAGGACGCCCGAUCUCUUGCCUCUUUUUCGCUGGUGUUUCCUCUUGGGUAGCCCGAAGAUUGGAUUGGAGGUACAUAAAGAGCCCAGGGCGGAUGAGUCAAAGUUGAAGCCGGAAUUGAGGUUAGCAACUUCUGAUCUGAUGUUCAAAAGUUUUGGUUGAUCAUAUGAAAUGAUAGCAGAUACAUUUAGUGCAAAAAAAGUCAAGAUAAACGCCAAAAUAGUCACAAAAUAGCAAAGUUGGGCCGGAGCUCUCAAGACUGCAGCCAUACGGUACAGCUUCAUCUUGUAUAAAAUCAUUCAGCACCGGCUUCUAGUUUCAACCACCCAAAAGUGAGAGGACUGAAUUGUGGAGAUGGCAGAACGCUCCCUCGUGGUGAGCUUGACUUUAUACACUGGGCUGAUGUGUGGUGAGCUUUUACCGUUCUUUCGUAAGCAGAAGAAGCAUCACCCAAGUGGGUGCUACACAUUGCUAGUGGAGGAGUCGUCCAGUUGCUACAGAGAGCUGAGGAUUGAGAACAACGUCAGGACUGGCUAGUCAACUCCAGCACUACCAUCAUCAUAAUCAAACCUGUCCCUCCCUAGUACCAUUCAACUCAACUACCAGAAGAAUAGAGGCCUUCACCAAGAAGAGCAGGCACCAUCCGAACCUGUCAAGACCAUCCGAACACUCUCCAUACUUUUUUUUCUUCUUGAACUAACUUUUAUCACCUUUUUUAUAUUUGUCUGCAAUUCAUCUUUAAGUUGAAUAAAUAGACUAUCAGAUCAGAAAAUGUUAAGACUUAGCCAGAAAGGUUAGCAGGAUGAAGGGAAUCACGGAACCCCUCUGGGCCUUCCACUCCAUGCCUAAUUGUAUUUCUCCUCUAUGACAAAGUCCUUAUUUAGCUCAUUCUAGGGCCUUGUGCUUUUUCUCUGUUCUCUCCAAGCGUAGACCUUUUUUCUAUUUUUGAUUUCACCAUCUGCUCUCCUUUCAAUCUGAAGUCCUUUUUGCUAAUAUCGUUUUAUCUCGCAAUUUUUAAAGUUAUAUAUAUAUAUAUAUAUAUAUAUAUAUAUGUUUUAUCUUGGCUGGCAAAGUGAGAAGCCUCAAACUCCCUUUCUCUCUCCUUUAUCCUUUUAUUUUGCAUAUUUUUGUAAUGUACAACAAUUCUAUUUCAUCCCUCCUUCUUUACCUCGGAACAUAUGUCGAUAGCCACUUGACUCACUGUGUGUGUGAUCCAUGUUUGUAUACCAAAAACCCAAACAUGAGUAUAAUGCCAACUUUUCAUUGGAAAUGUUCCAAACCCAAAAAGCCACUGUGUUUUACUGUUAGAGGUCUGUGUGAAACAUUUCUAGUUAGUCUCCUGACCUAUGACCCCAUGUCAGAUAAACAGGGAUGAUGUCGCUUCCUGGGUCUUCCCCGCUGUCUCCCGGGUUCCUUUCUGAAUGUGUCUGAUAUUGUGUGAUUCCAUCUGUAGGUGACAGUGGUGACUCUGUCUUUCACUUGUGGGAAUCUCUCUCUUUCUCUCUCUCCUCCUCCCCAGAUAACAUAGACGAGGCGGAGCGUCAGUGGAAGGUGGAGUUCCAUCGUUGGUCCUCCUACAUGAUGCACUGGAAGAGCCAGUUCGACCAUUACAGCAAGCAGGAGCGCUGCACUGACCUCUGAGGAGAGCAAGAGAUAAUGACGACCAUGUCCUUCCAUAGUUUCCUACAUUUCUUCAUGUGAUAUGAUUUGUUAAGGCUUGCAUUUAACUUGAUGAAGGCCAAACAGUGGAUUCCUUUCCCCCACAAAAUCACAUUUUACUGUAUCACAAAUCAUAUUUUCUGUGUUUUUUGUUUUUGUUUCCAUUGCGGAUGUUUGGCUACCUAUAACACGUCCAUAAGCUGACAUUUUAUCAGCAUCAGAUUUAUUAUGGAAGGAGGUGGUCAUUGAUGAAGGCUGUGAAAAGGUGAACAUUUCAAAUGUGUGUCAAUACAGUACCUCUGAAGACUGCGCGUGUGUGUGUGUGUG